GACUGUAUUCAGAGUGAGUUCUUACCUGCAAUACUCGAGUUCCUUCGCCUUGGAUCGAAAAGGAGGGAGACACAAAGAGUUAAUGGCUGGUGGAGGAUUUGCAGAUGGAGGAACCCUCAAAAGGGCUCAUCUCUACGAAUAUAAGAUCACCGGUUACUUCAUAUUCGCUUGCAUAGUUGCAGCUCUUGGAGGAUCCCUUUUUGGGUAUGAUCUUGGUGUUUCUGGCGGUGUCACCUCCAUGGAUGAUUUCUUGAAAGACUUCUUCCCGAAAGUGUAUAGAAGGAAGCAAGAACAUCUCCAUGAGACAGAUUACUGUAAAUACGAUAGCCAAAUACUCACACUCUUUACAUCCUCAUUGUACUUUGCUGCUCUUGUUUCCACAUUUGGAGCCUCCCAUGUUACCAGAAACAAAGGACGAAGAGCCAGCAUUCUUGUUGGAUCAAUAAGCUUCUUUUUAGGAGCAGUCCUCAAUGCAGCUGCAGUGAACAUUUCAAUGUUGAUCAUAGGACGAAUCCUGCUUGGUGUAGGCAUUGGAUUUGGCAACCAAGCAGUUCCCUUGUAUCUUUCAGAAAUGGCUCCUGCAAAAGUGCGUGGAGCAGUUAACCAAUUGUUCCAAUUGACAACCUGUUUAGGAAUCCUGAUUGCCAACCUAAUAAAUUAUGGAACUGAAAAAAUCCAUCCAUGGGGAUGGAGGUUAUCUCUUGGUUUAGCCACAGUUCCUGCGACUCUAAUGUUUGUUGGGGGAGUUUUCCUCCCUGAGACUCCCAACAGUCUUGUAGAACAAGGCAGAUUAGAAGAAGGAAGAAAAGUAUUGGAGAAAAUUAGAGGGACAGCAAAAGUUGAUGCUGAAUUUGCUGAUCUUAUUGAUGCAAGCAAUGCUGCAAGAGCCAUAGAGCACCCGUUUAAGAACCUUCUCAAGAGAAAGAAUCGCCCCCAAUUAAUAAUAGGGGCUUUGGGAAUCCCUGCAUUUCAACAGCUUACUGGCAUGAAUUCUAUACUCUUCUAUGCUCCUGUAAUAUUUCAGAGCUUGGGUUUUGGUUCUGGGGCAUCUCUAUAUUCAUCCGUCAUAACCAGUGGAGCACUUGUUGUCGGUGCCCUCAUUUCAAUGGCUUUAGUUGACAAAUUUGGAAGAAGAGCUUUCUUUCUGGAAGCUGGAACUGAGAUGUUCUGCUUCAUGGUGGCUGUGGCUAUAACUUUGGCGCUGAAGUUUGGACAAGGGGUAACCCUCCCAAAAGGAAUUGGCAUCUUCCUUGUGAUAAUCAUUUGCUUGUUUGUCUUGGCAUAUGGAAGAUCUUGGGGCCCUCUUGGUUGGCUGGUUCCGAGCGAGAUCUUCCCACUGGAGACGAGAUCAGCUGGCCAGAGUAUGGUGGUCUGUGUCAACAUGCUCUUCACAGCUCUGAUAGCACAGUGUUUCCUGGUGUCACUCUGCCACCUUCGAUAUGGAAUCUUUUUGCUGUUUGCUGGCUUGAUUUUGAUAAUGAGCAGCUUCAUAUUCUUCUUGCUGCCAGAAACAAAGCAAGUGCCAAUUGAAGAGGUAUAUCUUCUCUGGCAAAAUCAUUGGUUCUGGAAGCGCAUAGUGGGAGAUGGGGACCAAGUUGAACCAGAUGGCAAGCUAGGCUCGCAAGUUUAAAUUAUCUCCUCAAAUGGGGAAAAGAAAACAUUAUUUCCUGUUUGUGAGUUAAAGAAAGUACUUGAUACAACAAAUCCUUAAUCCUAACUAAUUGAAGUCUGGCUACCGCAAGUUGUAAUUUAGAAUACAUUUCUUUCUUGAUAGCAGACAUUUUAAUCAAAGUUGAUGUUAAAUUCAGAAUUAAACUUAACAAUAACACCCAAUUGCUUCCCUUAA
Hevea brasiliensis (rubber tree) is the source of this 1846-nucleotide messenger RNA. RefSeq names its product sugar transport protein 14. Gene Ontology annotation, molecular function: monosaccharide transmembrane transporter activity. NCBI's taxonomy places the organism in Eukaryota, Viridiplantae, Streptophyta, Magnoliopsida, Malpighiales, Euphorbiaceae. Gene Ontology annotation, cellular component: membrane. The coding region runs from base 83 to 1630 and encodes 515 amino acids. The transcript has 4 exons. The record is from RefSeq and is a predicted model, not a curated record. Gene Ontology annotation, biological process: monosaccharide transmembrane transport.